CGGCGGCGGGCGAGGCGGGCCAGCAGGCGCGCUGCAGCGCAAGCUGCUGGACUCGUCGCCCGACACGCUGCAGCAGCAGGAGUCGCUGAGCAUCUCGGGCCAGUCGGCGCGCCACCUCGUCAUGCAGCGCCUCAUGCGGCGCCGCGCCAGUCGGACCGUCCUACUCAGCAACAUGGUGGAGGCCGAGGAGGUGGACGAGGCGCUGCACCACGAGAUACAGGAGGAGUGCUCCAAGUGGGGCCGGGUCGAGAGGCUCGUCAUAUACAACGAGAGCCAGAACGAGGACGACGACCCCGCGCACGCCAACGUCAAGAUCUUCGUACAGUUCGCCGAGCCCGACGAGGCCAUCGCGGCGGCGGGCGCGCUGAACGGGCGCUACUUCGGCGGGCGCACGGUCCGCGCCGCGCUGUACGACCAGGACUUGUUCGACCACGGGGACCUCUCCGGCUAGCUACGCCCGCCUCGCUAGCGCGGGGGCUUAUACAUAACUUCUAAUGUGAUAAUUCUUUCGAUUAAAUACUGCUCAUUCGUACGCCUCGCUUAUUCUUUUUUCGAUUUGAAAAACUCGCUAUUUGAUUAAUUAAAUAGUGUA
Molecule: messenger RNA, 592 nt
Organism: Spodoptera littoralis (African cotton leafworm)
Lineage: Eukaryota; Metazoa; Arthropoda; Insecta; Lepidoptera; Noctuidae
Source: the annotation of a GenBank genome assembly